UCGUGACUGUCGUAUGCGAUGUGGCUAAAUGGCUAUCCCAAGGACCUUUCACUGGGAACAGCAGUCGGACCAAGAUUAAUUGGAAACGCUAACGGGAAUAAAUUUAACCGGAAUAGCCAUAUAAACGGAGUCCUGGCCCGUCGGCGCCCGAGACGUUCUUCAAACCAGGCGAGAAAUGGCGACAAGCAUUUCCAUGCGCUCCUCUUCCUUUCUAGCCCUAAUUCCGUCCAAUCUCAAUUACCGGCGCCAUCGCAGAUCUUUUAGAACCGCCAUGGCGAGCUUGGAUCAGAGAACAUAUUCUCCAGGUGUCCAGAUUUCAGAAGGAAACGGCGGGCUUCCGAAGGUCUCUUUGAGCUCCCAUUAUGGCAGUGAGGCAGAGAUUUAUCUCCUUGGAGCCUGUGUCACAUCUUGGAAGGUUUCAAAUGGAAAUGACCUCCUCUUUGUUCGUCCAGAUGCAGUAUUUGAUGGGAAGAAACCUAUCAGUGGAGGAAUCCCACAUUGUUUCCCGCAAUUUGGACCUGGUCCUAUGCAGCAGCAUGGAUUUGCAAGGAAUAUGAGUUGGUCUAUUGCUGACUCAGACAAUGUUGAAGGGGAUCCAAUUGUAACUUUGGAACUCAAGGACGAUCUCUACAGUCGCUCAAUGUGGGAUUUCAGCUUUCAGGCUUUGUACAAGGUCACACUACAUUCUAAGAGCCUCUCAACAGUCUUAACUAUCACCAAUACAGAUAAGAAGCCCUUUUCUUUCAGCACCGCGUUGCAUACUUACUUCCGUGCUUCUGUAACAGGAGCAUCGGUGAAAGGUCUAAAAGGCUGCAAGACGCUGAACAAAGAUCCAGACCCUUCUAAUCCUUUGGAGGGUAAGGAGGAGAGAGAAGUGAUCACUUUUCCUGGAUUUGUUGAUUGCAUCUACCUUGACGCACCUAGAGAGCUUCAACUUGACAAUGGGUUGGGUGAUGUGAUUACCAUCCGAAACACAAACUGGUCAGAUGCUGUUCUGUGGAAUCCACACUUGAAGAUGGAAUCCUGCUACAGAGAUUUUGUAUGUGUUGAAAAUGCAAAGAUAGGAAAAGUCCAACUAGAACCUGAGCAAUCAUGGGUUGCAGAGCAGCAACUCGCCAUUAGCUGAUGGCAGGCUUCAGUUUUCGAAUUUGUAAAGCAACCAAGUGCGAAAAGGUUUAAGAUUUUCUAAAGAACUGAAAAAAAACCAGUAAGGAGAUCUUUGUUUCCUUUGAGCUCUCCAGAUGAUGUAAUUCUUAUUUCCCCCUUUUUUCCUUCAACCAUUGGCUGUUGCACACAGAAAAAUUUAAUGCAAAUAUCCAACAGCUGUUUAGUAUUGAAGAGAUAUCAAGGAAACAUGAAAGUUCGAUGUUUUAUCUACUUAGGAGCUAAUGAUCGGUGCAAACUGAA
Molecule: messenger RNA, 1407 nt
Organism: Elaeis guineensis (African oil palm)
Lineage: Eukaryota; Viridiplantae; Streptophyta; Magnoliopsida; Arecales; Arecaceae
Product: putative glucose-6-phosphate 1-epimerase
Biological process (GO): carbohydrate metabolic process
Cellular component (GO): cytoplasm
Molecular function (GO): glucose-6-phosphate 1-epimerase activity; carbohydrate binding
Source: RefSeq, a predicted model, not a curated record